AUGAUGCUCCUCAGCCCUGCGGUCAUUUUGGCCGUUGCCGCCGUCGUUACAGCUACCACCCCCGGUCCCACACAGUGUGACCCGAAGGCGUCCGCCAUUCCCGCUUGUGCCACUGGAUGCAUUAUCAGUGCCGGCGAACAGUAUGGCUGUUCCAAAGAGGACUAUUGGUGUCAGUGCGAGCCUGACACAUACGCCAACAUCAAUGGAGCAGCAAUAAACUGCGUCCUUGGUGCAUGUGGCUUGAGUGGUGCUCUGCCCGUCCUGGACGCAGCUAACGCCGUAUGCUCCUGUGCAUCUGAGUAUCCGUCGCCAACGAGCACUGCUGCCCCGACAUCUACCGACCCUCCUGUCGUAACCACAGAUCCACCUGUCAUAACCACGGAUACGCCUACCCCCACAACCGGCUCGCCCGCCGGAACUCAAUACGGGUGCACCAAAGAGGACUACUGGUGCCAAUGCGAGCCUGAUACAUAUGCCAACAUCAAUGGAGCUGCAUUGUACUGCGUCCUUGAUGCCUGUGGCCUUGACGCUGCCCUCCCCGUCCUCGACGCAGCUAACGCUGUGUGUGCCUGCGCAUCGGCUAACCCCUCGCCCCCUUGCACUGGUGGCCCUGAACCAACUACUGGGCCACCCACGGAUACUACCACUGGCCCUGCUACUACGGAAGCAACCCCAACUUCAACCGCGGAGCCAACAACGGAUGAGCCAACCACAGAGCAAACGCCAACUACUACAGGCGGCACGCCUUGCACCGCCGCUCCCGGCCCAACCCAAUGUGAUGCGUCAGCUUCGGCGAUCCCUCCUUGCGCUACUGACUGCAUUAUCAGCGCUGGAGCUCAAUACGGCUGUACUAAAGAGGACUAUUGGUGUCAAUGCGAGCCUGAUACAUAUGCUAAUAUCAACGGAGCUGCAUUAAACUGCGUCCUUGGCGCCUGUGGUCUCGACGGUGCUCUCCCCGUCCUCGACGCAGCUAACGCUGUGUGUGCCUGCGCAUCGGCUAACCCCUCGCCCCCUUGCACUGGUGGCCCUGAACCAACUACUGGGCCACCUACGGAUACCACCACUGGCCCUGCUACUACAGAAGCAACCCCAACUUCAACUGCGGAGCCAACCACGACGGAUGAGCCAACCACAGAGCAAACUCCAACUACUACAGGCGGCACACCUUGCACCGUCGCUCCCGGCCCGACCCAAUGUGAUGCGUCAGCUUCGGCGAUCCCUCCUUGCGCUACUGACUGCAUCAUCAGCGCCGGAGCUCAAUACGGCUGCACUAAAGAAGACUAUUGGUGUCAAUGCGAGCCUGAUACCUAUGCCAAAAUCAACGGGGCUGCAUUAAACUGCGUCCUUGGCGCCUGUGGUCUCGACGGUGCUCUUCCAGUACUUGAUGCAGCGAACGCUGUGUGUGCGUGUGCUUCAGAGUACCCUGCACCUUCUUGCACCGGAGGACCAACGGGCACAGCAACUGGUACAGGCGGCCCGGAUACGACAACAACUGGCGGCCCAGAUACCACGACAACUGGUACAGGUGGACCAGAGACAACUCCGCCUCCUACUGGUACGGAAACCGGCACACCGUGCUCGGCGACACCAGGCCCUACUCAAUGUAACGCCUCUGCCUCUGCGAUCCCACCAUGUGCAACGGACUGCAUUAAAAGCGCCGGUGCUCAAUUCGGCUGCUCAGAGCUUGACUUCUGGUGCCAAUGCGAGCCUGACACCUACUCUAAGAUCAAUGGCGCUGCUUUGAACUGUGUGCUUAGCUCUUGUGGAGCUGCUGGCGCCAUCCCAGUCCUAGAUGCAGCAAAUGCCGUCUGCGCCUGUGCUUCGGCUAACCCUUCGCCUUCUUGCACCGGAGUACCAACAAGCACAGGAACCGGCCCAGGUGGUCCAGACACCACAACAACUAGUUGCCCAGACACGACGACAACUGGUACAGGUGGCCCAGAAACAACACCACCUCCUACUGGUACCGAAACCGGCACGCCUUGCUCAGCAACGCCGGGUCCAACCCAAUGCGAUGCCUCCGCCUCUGCAAUCCCACCAUGUGCAACGGACUGCAUUAAAAGCGCUGGUGCUCAAUUCGGCUGCUCAGAGCUUGACUUCUGGUGCCAAUGCGAGCCUGACACCUACUCUAAGAUCAAUGGCGCUGCUUUGAACUGUGUGCUUAGCUCUUGUGGAGCUGCUGGCGCCAUCCCAGUCCUAGAUGCAGCAAACGCCGUCUGCGCCUGUGCUUCAGCUAACCCUUCGCCGUCCUGCACUGGGGUACCAACAGGCACUGGAACCGGCCCAGGUGGUCCAGACACGACGACAACUGGUACAGGCGGCCCGGUAACAACCCCACCUCCAACUGGCACUGAAACUGGCACACCUUGCUCCGUGACACCAGGCCCAACUCAGUGCGAUGCAUCAGCCUCUGCGAUUCCUCCUUGCGCGACUGACUGCAUUGUCAGCGCGGGUGCUCAAUUCGGCUGCUCUAAGCUCGACUUCUGGUGCCAGUGUGAGCCUGAAACCUACGCCAAGAUCAAUGGCGCCGCAUUGAACUGCGUCCUUGAGUCCUGCGGGGCCGCCGGUGCCAUUCCCGUUCUCGACGCAGCGAACGCCGUCUGCGCCUGUGCUUCUUCCAUCCCGGCACCCACCUGCACCGGAUCCGGACCAGGUGGCGGCGGCGGCAACGGUUCGGGCAGCGGAACGGAUGUGCCAACCACGCUGACCACAUCGCCAACUCCAACAGGUAGCGGAACCCCAUGCUCAGUGGCACCAGGCCCAACUCAAUGCGACGCGACCGCGUCUGCAAUUCCGCCAUGCGCUACAGACUGUAUUAUUAGCGCGGGUGCUCAAUUCGGCUGCUCUAAGCUCGAUUUCUGGUGCCAGUGUGAGCCUGACACCUACGCUAAGAUCAAUGGCGCCGCAUUGGACUGUGUCCUUAGUUCUUGCGGAGCUGCUGGUGCCAUUCCCGUUCUCGACGCAGCGAACGCUGUCUGCUCUUGCGCGACCUCGUAUCCUCAGCCAACUUGCACUGGAGGUGGCGGCUCUGGAAAUGGAAACGGCAGCGGUUCGGGUAGUGGAAGCGGCAGUGGCAGCGGCUCUGGAAGUGGAAGCGGCAGUGGCAGCGGCUCUGGAAGUGGAAGCGGCUCAGGCAGCGGAAGCGGAAGCGGCUCAGGCAGUGGAAGCGGCAGCGGAUCAGGUAGUGGAAGUGGAAGUGGCAGUGGUUCCGGAAGUGGUAGCGGCAGCGGCAGCGGAAGCGGAUCUGGCAGUGGCGACGGAGGUGUCAUUACCCCAGUCCCAUCCAGCGCAUCCAGCCUCCAGUCGCUGAUGGUUACCAUGACCGCCAUCUUUGUCACUGCUGGCAUCUUCGCCAUCGCUUGGUAA
Messenger RNA from Pseudogymnoascus verrucosus, 3366 nucleotides. RefSeq lists its product as uncharacterized. Bases 1 to 3366 code for a protein of 1121 amino acids. The transcript is spliced from 3 exons. The record is from RefSeq and is a predicted model, not a curated record. NCBI's taxonomy places the organism in Eukaryota, Fungi, Ascomycota, Leotiomycetes, Thelebolales, Thelebolaceae.